AUGACUGAAAAAAAACAAAAACUACAACUUCACUAUACACUUGAAGAAGAAACCCCAAUUCACUCACUCGGGCCCACGAGUCUCAUAAUCCUCAGAAAUAUUGAACAAGAAGUGAGGCAAGGAAGCUAUCCUUGGCAGGUUCAUAAGCAAAUCCCCAACCGAAUCUUUCCUCGCCAUAUCUGCCGGGCCCACUUCUCCUUCAUUUUGAGAGGGAGGUUGGUUAAGCAGAGAGAGUUAACUCUGGACAUGAGAGACUUCUCGUCUGGUGGAAUUUGGGAAUCUGAGAAGAGGCAUCGGUUUAUGUCAUCGAGAAUUUGGAGGCUCUGCCAAUCCUCACUUGAGAGUGUAGGGUUUUCGGGAUGUUCUGAAAUGCGGUUUUCGAGGUGGCUGACAAGAUCUCUCAUUGACAUGGAAGAACGUAGGCCGGGGACUAUCAUAUCUUCCCACUUCCCUACUUCUUUCAGGUUCAGCUGCUCCACUGUUGGUGUAUUAAUGGCUGUGUCGAAAGAUAAGAAAAACUUGUGUUUAGAACACUGCACUAUCUCACCAAGGGCCGACCACCUAAGUGAUGAAACUAACCUGAUACUGGCGAAGGUGUUUCACGAGGGUAGGAUCCCGAGUGUCCGCCAGUUGCAUCUAUUAUAUCAUUCUUUGGGGAAGAAGACUGAACAACAGAUGGUGAAUUAA
Molecule: messenger RNA, 687 nt
Organism: Striga asiatica
Lineage: Eukaryota; Viridiplantae; Streptophyta; Magnoliopsida; Lamiales; Orobanchaceae
Source: the annotation of a GenBank genome assembly